CAAAACUGCCGACAAGGAGUACGGGGACGGCAACAGAAAGAUCAAGAAGGACGUUCAAGUCUGACACCAGAGACCAUCUCUGAGCACGGGCAGACGUGUCUUUCUCUACUAUAUGCCAUCACUCAGAACACAGAAACUGGCCUAUAAUUUCCGUCACUGGACACUUUACAAUUACAACUUUUUCAGCGGCUGGAUUCCCACACACUCUCUCCAAGCAAGUUUGUGUCGUAGAUGUGGGCCAAUGAUGAGGGUGCCCGGGAGUUUCUCAUUGCUCCUAAUUUUGCAGGUUAUUACAGGAAGACCUUCAGCUGGAGCCACAGUGAGGCUGGUCAACUCUGACAACCCCUGUUCUGGCAGAGUGGAGGUCUACCAUAAUGAACAGUGGGGGACGGUGUGUGACGAUUCCUGGGACCUGAAUGAUGCCAACGUGGUGUGCAGACAGCUGGACUGUGGCAGGGCUCGUUCAGCUCCACAAAGUGCAGCUUUUGGACAGGGCAGUGGACUCAUCUGGUUGGAUGAUGUCAGUUGUUCAGGAAGUGAACCAUCGAUAACUGACUGUGGACAUUCAGGGUUUGGAGUCCACAACUGUGGUCAUGGGGAAGAUGCUGGUGUCGUUUGUGAACCUGGACCCACAGUGAGACUGGUCAACGCUGACAACCGCUGCUCUGGGAGAGUAGAGAUCUACCAUAGUGGACAGUGGGGGACGGUGUGUGACGAUUCCUGGGACCUGAAUGAUGCCAAUGUGGUGUGCAGACAGCUGGGCUGUGGCAGGGCUCGUUCAGCUCCACAAAGUGCAGCUUUUGGACAGGGCAGUGGACUCAUCUGGUUGGAUGAUGUCAGUUGUUCAGGAAGUGAACCAUCGAUAACUGACUGCAGACAUCCAGAGUUUGGGGUCCACAACUGUGGUCACGGUGAAGAUGCCAGUGUCAUCUGUGACGAGCCAAGCAGCACAAUUUUUCCAACCACACCUGAUCCAACACCUCAGGACUUCACCACAGCUCAGGUGACAGCUGACAUCACUGCUACAACAACAGCUGACAACAGCACAGCAGCUGAGGGACAGGUCCGCCUGGCCAACGGAGGAAACAGCUCCUGCUCUGGCAGAGUAGAGAUCUACCAUAAUGGACAGUGGGGGACGGUGUGUGACGAUUCCUGGAACCUGCUUCAUGCUCAGGUGGUUUGUAGACAGCUGGGCUGUGGCAGGGCUCGUUCAGCUCCACAAAGUGCAGCUUUUGGACAGGGCAGUGGUCUCAUCUGGUUGGAUGAUGUCAUGUGCACGGGAAAUGAAUCAAAGCUCAUCGAGUGCCGCCACCGAACAUUUGGUUCCCACAACUGUGGUCACGGUGAAGAUGCUAGUGUCGUUUGUGAAGCUGGACCCACAGUGAGGCUGGUCAACUCUGACAACCGCUGCUCUGGGAGAUUGGAGAUCUACCAUAGUGGACAGUGGGGGACGGUGUGUGACGAUUCCUGGGACCUGAAUGAUGCCAACGUGGUGUGCAGACAGCUGGGCUGUGGCAGGGCUCGUUCAGCUCCACAAAGUGCAGCUUUUGGACAGGGCAGUGGACCUAUCUGGUUGGAUGAUGUCAGUUGUUCAGGAAGCGAACCAUCGAUAACUGACUGUGGACAUCCAGAGUUUGGGGCCCACAACUGUGGUCACGGUGAAGAUGCCAGCAUCAUCUGUGAUGAGCCAAGCAGCACAAUUUUUCCAACCACACCUGAUCCAACACCUCAGGACUUCACCACAGCUCAGGUGACAGCUGACAUCACUGCUACAACAACAGCUGACAGGAGCACAGCAGCUGAGGGACAGGUCCGCCUGGCCAACGGAGGAAACAGCUCCUGCUCUGGCAGAGUAGAGGUCUACCAUAAUGGACAGUGGGGGACGGUGUGUGACGAUUCCUGGGACCUGAAUGAUGCCAACGUGGUGUGCAGACAGCUGGGCUGUGGCAGGGCUCGUUCAGCUCCACAAAGUGCAGCUUUUGGACAGGGCAGUGGACUCAUCUGGUUGGAUGAGGUCAGUUGUUCAGGAAGUGAACCAUCGAUAACUGACUGUGGACAUCCAGAGUUUGGGGUCCACAACUGUGGUCAUGGUGAAGAUGCCAGCAUCAUCUGUGACGCUGGAGCCACAGUGAGGCUGGUCAAUUCUGACAACCCCUGCUCUGGCAGAGUGGAGGUCUACCAUAAUGAACAGUGGGGGACUGUGUGUGAUGAUUCCUGGGACCUGAAAGAUGCCAACGUGGUGUGCAGACAGCUGGACUGUGGCAGGGCUCGUUCAGCUCCACGAAGUGCAGCUUUUGGACAGGGCAGUGGACCUAUCUGGUUGGAUGAUGUCAGUUGUUUAGGAAGUGAACCAUCGCUAACUGACUGUGGACAUCCAGAGUUUGGGGCCCACAACUGUGGUCACGGUGAAGAUGCCAGCAUCAUCUGUGACGUUCAACCAGGACCAAGCAGCACAAUUUUUCCAACCACACCUGAUCCAACACAUCAGGACUUCACCACAGCUCAGGUGAUAGCUGACAUCACUGCUACAACAACAGCUGACAACAGCACAGCAGCUGAGGGACAGGUCCGCCUGGCCAAUGGAGGAAACAGCUCCUGCUCUGGCAGAGUAGAGAUCUACCAUAAUGGACAGUGGGGGACAGUGUGUGACGAUUCCUGGGGCCUGCUUCAUGCUCAGGUGGUUUGCAGACAGCUGGGCUGUGGCAGGGCUCGUUCAGCUCCACACAGUGCUCAUUUUGGACAGGGCAGUGGACUCAUCUGGUUGGAUGAUGUCAUGUGCACGGGAAAUGAAUCAAAGCUCAUCGAGUGCCGCCACCGAACGUUUGGUUCCCACAACUGUGGUCACGGUGAAGAUGCUAGUGUCGUUUGUGAAGCUGGAGCCACAGUGAGGCUGGUCAACUCUGACAACCGCUGCUCUGGCAGAGUAGAGAUCUACCAUAAUGGACAGUGGGGGACGGUGUGUGACGAUUCCUGGGACCUGAAAGAUGCCAACGUGGUGUGCAGACAGCUGGGCUGUGGCAGGGCUCGUUCAGCUCCACAAAGUGCAGCUUUUGGACAGGGCAGUGGACCUAUCUGGUUGGAUGAUGUCAGUUGUUCAGGAAGUGAACCAUCAAUAACUGACUGUGGACAUCCAGAGUUUGGGGUCCACAACUGUGGUCACGGUGAAGAUGCCAGUGUCAUCUGUGACGAUCAACUAGGACCAAGCAGCACAAUUUUUCCAACCACACCUGAUCCAACACCUCAGGACUUCACCACAGCUCAGGUGACAGCUGACAUCACUGCUACAACAACAGCUGACAACAGCACAGCAGCUGAGGGACAGGUCCGCCUGGCCAACGGAGGAAACAGCUCCUGCUCUGGCAGAGUAGAGAUCUACCAUCAUGGACAGUGGGGGACGGUGUGUGACGAUUCCUGGGACCUGAAUGAUGCCAACGCGGUGUGCAGACAGCUGGGCUGUGGCAGGGCUCGUUCAGCUCCACAAAGUGCUCAUUUUGGACAGGGCAGUGGACUCAUCUGGUUGGACGAGGUCACUUGUUCAGGAAGCGAACCAUCAAUAACAGAGUGUGGACAUCAAGGUUUUGGUUUCCACAACUGUGGUCACAGUGAAGAUGCCAGCGUCAUCUGUGACGUUCAACUAGGACCAAGCAGCACAAUUUUUCCAACCACACCUGAUCCAACACGUCAGGACUUCAAAAUAGCUCAGGUGACAGCUGACAUCACUGCUACAACAACAGCUGACAACAGCACAGCAGCUGAGGGACAGGUCCGCCUGGCCAACGGAGGAAACAGCUCCUGCUCUGGCAGAGUAGAGAUCUACCAUAGUGGACAGUGGGGGACGGUGUGUGACGAUUCCUGGGACCUGAAAGAUGCCAACGUGGUGUGCAGACAGCUGGGCUGUGGCAGGGUUCGUUCAACUCCACAAAGUGCAGCUUUUGGACAGGGCAGUGGACUCAUCUGGUUGGAUGAUGUCAGUUGUUCAGGAAGUGAACCAUCGAUAACUGACUGUGGACAUCCAGAGUUUGGGGUCCACAACUGUGGUCACAGUGAAGAUGCCAGCGUCAUCUGUGACGUUCAACCAGCUGACAACAGAACAGCAGCUGAGGGACAGGUCCGCCUGGCCAACGGAGGAAACAGCUCCUGCUCUGGCAGAGUAGAGAUCUACCAUAAUGGACAGUGGGGGACGGUGUGUGAUGAUUCCUGGGACCUGAAUGAUGCCAACGCGGUGUGCAGACAGCUGGGCUGUGGCAGGGCUCGUUCAGCUCCACAAAGUGCCCACUUUGGACAGGGCAGUGGACUCAUCUGGUUGGACGAGGUCACUUGUUCAGGAAGCGAACCAUCAAUAACUGACUGUGGACAUCGAGGGUUUGGGGUCCACAACUGUGGUCACAGUGAAGAUGCCAGCGUCAUCUGUGAUGAUCAACUAGGACCAAACAGCACAAUUUUUCCAACCACACCUGAUCCAACACCUCAGGACUUCACCACAGCUCAGGUGACAGCUGACAUCACUGCUACAACAACAGCUGACAACAGCACAGCAGCUGAGGGACAGGUCCGCCUGGCCAACGGAGAAAACAGCUCCUGCUCUGGCAGAGUAGAGAUCUACCAUAAUGGACAGUGGGGGACGGUGUGUGACGAUUCCUGGGACCUGAACGAUGCCAGCGUGGUGUGCAGACAGCUGGGCUGUGGCAGGGCUCGUUCAGCUCCACACAGUGCUCAUUUUGGACGUGGCAGUGGACUCACCUGGUUGGACGAGGUCACUUGUUCAGGAAGCGAACCAUCAAUAACAGAGUGUGGACAUCGAGGGUUUGGUUUCCACAACUGUGGUCACAGUGAAGAUGCCAGCGUCAUCUGUGAUGGACCAAACAGCACAAUUUUUCCAACCACACCUGAUCCAACACGUCAGGACUUCAAAAGAGCUCAGGUGAUAGCUGACAUCACUGCUACAACAACAGCUGACAACAGCACAGCAGCUGAGGGACAGGUCCGCCUGGCCAAUGGAGGAAACAGCUCCUGCUCUGGCAGAGUAGAGAUCUACCAUAAUGGACAGUGGGGGACGGUGUGUGACGAUUCCUGGGACCUGAAUGAUGCCAACGUGGUGUGCAGACAGCUGGGCUGUGGCAGGGCUCGUUCAGCUCCACAAAGUGCACAUUUUGGACAGGGCAGUGGACUCAUCUGGUUGGAUGAUGUCAGUUGUUCAGGAAGUGAACCAUCGAUAACUGACUGUGGACAUCCAGAGUUUGGGGUCCACAACUGUGGUCACGGUGAAGAUGCCAGCAUUGUUUGUGAAUUCCAGCGCCCUCUACUGCAGCCUCCUCAGCUCAUUUGUGGCCAUGAUAAAAUCCAAGUGGGUCUGAAUCUGGCUUACACUACAUCCAUUGGCUUGAACCCAUUCUCCGGACACCUGGCAGCCCGCAACUGCUCCUUGGUCAGAGUGCAUGAUAAUGUAGUUUGGUAUGAAGUGGAGGCUCAGGCAGGUGCCUGUGGAACCAUACUGAGGACCAACCACACACAUGCCAUCUACUCCAACAGUUUAUUUAUCUACCCAACAAAUAAUGUGCCCUUCACCCCUCCUGUGAGACUUCCCUUCUCCUGUCUGUAUCCUCUGGAAACAGACACCAACCUGAAUGUGGCUAUGAUACCGUUCCUGUUGAUGGCAGAUGGCCUUUCGGGCUUUGGUACCAAAGCAAAAACCUCCAUGUGUCUGUUCCGCAACUCCAACUUCACUGAGCCUUAUUCAGCAGGCAGGAUCACCCUUUCAGUGGGCUCAGCUAUAUAUGUGGGCAUCUCUGUAGAGGAGAACGAUCUAAGCUUUGCAGUUGUUCUGGAGGACUGCUACAUCUCUCAGUCAUCAAACCCUGACAAUCCCUCACGAUACUUCUUCAUCCAGAACAAGUGUUCCACUGACCGCCGACAGGUGUCAGUGGUCGAGAGUGGCACAUCCCUACAGGCUCGUUUCUCUGCCCUGUUCUUCCUGCUCCAGGCUGAAUACCAAGACACUUAUCUUCACUGCAGCCUCAGCCUUUGUGACAAGAGGAGCUCCCACUGUGUCCCACCUUGCACAAGUAGGACAUAUCGCUCUGUUUCCAACUCUACUCCUCUGGAACCCCUCACCGUUGGCCCAAUCACUUGGGUCAAGUCACCUGAAUGAGCUGGUAAAAUUCAUUAAUAAUGCAAAUCAUUCCACCUUUUUAUAUUACUUUCUAUCAAGAUGAUCUUCUUAAUCAUAAGAGAUAAAACAAAUAAAAAUAUCUAUUACACUGUAUGAUUAAAUCUUAAUACACCUUGUUCAUUCAAUGUAUUACCUGUGUAAUGAUUCUUAUCAAACUACAAUUAAAAAGAAAUUACUAGAUAUAAUAAAA
Molecule: messenger RNA, 6359 nt
Organism: Toxotes jaculatrix (banded archerfish)
Lineage: Eukaryota; Metazoa; Chordata; Actinopteri; Toxotidae
Product: deleted in malignant brain tumors 1 protein-like
Exons: 22
Coding region: 113-6148 (2011 amino acids)
Cellular component (GO): membrane
Source: RefSeq, a predicted model, not a curated record